CGCAAAUCCGUUGCCAGUCAAGCGUCCGUGGAGCCGCCUGAAGAGAAAGAGAAGUACGAGAUAUCUCCAUAGAAAAUAACCGAAAAUAACAGAAGCUUUGCGUUGCUAUUGGAUCGUUGCGCUGCUCCCCUUUCCAGCCCGCUGAAUCCGAUUGGAGGGCUGGGAGUUGGGAUCCCGCCCCCGCAGAGCCUCCCUGCAGCUGGCCCAGCUCGUUACCGCUGCAACCGCCACUUCUGCCGCCACUACCCGACACUCACCCCCAUCCACCUCCUCUCGCCCCCCCCCAUCAACCUUCUCAAAGCAGCAGCUACCGUCAAUAACAUGUCCCGUCCCCUAUAUAACCCCUUGGGGGAUCAGUACUCUUCACAGGCCAAGAGAACUGCCGCCCAGAUGGGACAGUACGGACUCACACAAUCCCGCCUUGGUCUGGGGUCUGGUGGUGGUGGUGGUGGUUCCUCCGGCCAGGGAGGCAUGAUGUCCUCGAUGGUGUCCCAGCAGAUGGGGUAUGACCCGGGGCAGAGAUCGACCGGGAUGACCCCGGAGUUGGAGAGCUCCAUAGACCACCACAUCCGCGGGGCCAGAGAGGAGGUGAGGCUACUCAGCCAGUUGAUGCAGCAGAAUAAGAACCCGCAGGUCUCCCUGGACGCCCAAGACCUUCGCCUAAGUCACGACCCCAUGGACGAGCUCUCGUCUGGGGGAGGGCUGGGCGGUUACACCCCUGGCCGGACCUCCAGAGACCAGCAAGGUUCCAUGGACUCCUGGUCUGGCUACCUGACCCAGUCUGCUUCCUCCAAACUCUUCUCCUCCGCCCGUCCUCAGUACCAAAGCCAAACCUCUGGGUUUGGAGGUGCGGGAGUGCUGGGGUCCACCUCAAGGGGUUCCGAGACUCCCAUGAGCGCAUCGUCUGCAGCCUGUCAUUCAGCCCGGUACACGUCCAAGUCCGCCAGCAGCAUCCUGGCGAGUUUCGGCUUGUCCAACGAAGACCUGGAGCUCCUCAGCCACUACCCAGACGAUCAACUGACACCAGACAACCUGCCCUUCAUCCUCAGAGACAUCCGCAUCCGUAAGGCCAAUAGAACUAUGGAUGUGGACCGUCGGCUCAAGGUAGGCGGUGGACCUGGCCCAGGGUCCGACCGCGGUGGUGGACGACUGAGCAAAGUGAUCGAUUACGAACAUUCUAGUGCUACUAACUACGACAGUUAUGACGACGGCGAUAAUAGCCAACCCGAUAAUUACGGCGCGCGCAAUCCGCUCACGAAGGAGACGUCAAAAUAUGACAUGGUCAGAGACUCGAUGGUUCCUCCUCCCACGACACCCCCCAUGUGGCCUUCCUUAUUCCCCAUCAUGAACCCGUCGAUCCCUCCUCCUGGUCAUGUUCCGGGGACUGUUCCUCCGCACCGGAUUGGUCCGAUGCCUUCCUUGCUCCAGCAGAGGAACCUACCUCCCCCGAUGAUGAUGAUGAUGCCGAAGAGGUUACCGACCCCGACCAUGAUGAGUGAUUACUCCGCUGCUUCUCCCAGAAUCUUUCCUCAUACCUGUUCUCUCUGUAACAUAGAAUGUUCCCAUCUAAAGGACUGGAUCGAGCAUCAAAACUCCGGCCUCCACGUUGAGAACUGCCGUCUACUCAGGAAAUCGUAUCCCGACUGGAAAGGGGAAACUGUCGAUAUAUCAAGCCCUUCUAGUAGAAAUGAAAGCAGCCUGUUGUCCUCCAAGCGCCGCCGGACAACACUCUCCGCCUCCCGUUCUCCGUCCUGGUCUCGCUCUCCUUCUCCCCGCCGCUCCUCUUACCACACCCCUUCCUCCUCUACUCGCCGAACUCGAUCCAGGGAACGAUCCCGCGAACGAUUCCGCGAACGUCGACGCAACACCACCACACGGCGUUCCCGCUCCCGGUCUCCGGGUUCACUUCGGGGCAGGGAGAGAGAACGUGACCCUCCGGCCUCGUCGUCUUCCCACCGGGAUCAGGAACGUCGACCUCAGACAGCCUCUUCAUCCCGGAGGUCGCGCUCUAGGAGCCAUGAGCGGGAGAGAACGAGGAGGAGCAGCCUGCCGAAGUCUAACAGUGCUGAGAGACUGGCCAAGAAACUACUGGAGUCAUCUGCUGGCCUCUCCCUGACUGAGAACACCAGUCUAGAAGUUAUGAUGCAGUCCCUCGCCCCCGCGCUCCUGGCAGAGCUCGCCAAGAAGAAGGGAGCCGCCGGCUCCUCUUCCUCCUCGAAGGGAGGUGCCUCUCGGAAAACUGAAACGGAAAUGUCCAAGUCGGGAAGCAAGCUAGGAUCUGGAAGGUCGUCAACCAGGAAAUCCUCCUCUCCCUCCAAAUUGUCCAGCUCCACUUCUUCCAAGGGUCUGAUCUGCUACGUUCACUGCCUCAAGCCAUAG
Messenger RNA from Salvelinus namaycush (lake trout), 2379 nucleotides. RefSeq lists its product as uncharacterized. The transcript has 8 exons. Bases 322 to 2379 code for a protein of 685 amino acids. The record is from RefSeq and is a predicted model, not a curated record. Lineage: Eukaryota; Metazoa; Chordata; Actinopteri; Salmoniformes; Salmonidae.